Molecule: messenger RNA, 2106 nt
Organism: Cyphellophora europaea CBS 101466
Lineage: Eukaryota; Fungi; Ascomycota; Eurotiomycetes; Chaetothyriales; Cyphellophoraceae
Product: hsp90-like protein
Exons: 1
Coding region: 1-2106 (701 amino acids)
Biological process (GO): protein folding; protein stabilization; cellular response to heat
Cellular component (GO): cytosol; plasma membrane; perinuclear region of cytoplasm
Molecular function (GO): ATP hydrolysis activity; ATP binding; ATP-dependent protein folding chaperone
Source: RefSeq, a predicted model, not a curated record
AUGUCGACCGAAACUUUCGAGUUCCAGGCUGAGAUCUCUCAGUUGCUCUCCCUCAUCAUCAACACUGUCUACUCCAACAAGGAGAUCUUUAUGAGAGAACUGAUCUCCAAUGCCUCAGAUGCCCUUGACAAGAUCAGAUAUGAAGCUCUCUCAGACCCCUCCAAGCUUGACUCGGGCAAAGACCUCCGCAUCGACAUCAUCCCAGACAAGGAGAACAAGACCCUGACCAUCCAGGAUACUGGCAUUGGUUUCACUAAGGCCGACUUAGUCAAUAACCUCGGUACCAUUGCCCGCUCGGGUACCAAGCAGUUUAUGGAGGCUCUCACCGCUGGUGCUGAUAUCUCCAUGAUCGGCCAGUUCGGUGUCGGUUUCUACUCUGCCUACCUCGUCGCCGACAAGGUCACAGUCAUCUCCAAGCACAACGACGAUGAGCAGUACGUAUGGGAGUCGUCCGCUGGCGGCACCUUCAAUAUCAUUCAGGAUACCGAGGGCCCUGAGCUUGGCCGCGGCACCAAGAUCAUCCUGCACCUGAAGGAUGAGCAGACCGAGUACCUCAACGAGGCCAAGAUCAAGGAGGUUGUCAAGAAGCACUCCGAAUUCAUCUCAUACCCUAUCUACCUGCACGUCCUCAAGGAGACCGAGAAAGAGGUCCCCGACGAGGAUGCAGAAGAGGUCGAGGAUGACGAUGAGAAGAAGGCCAAGAUUGAGGAAGUCGAUGACGACGAGGAAGACAAGGAGAAGAAGCCCAAGACCAAGAAAGUCAAGGAGUCCAAGAUUGAGGAAGAGGAGCUCAACAAGACCAAGCCGAUCUGGACUCGAAACCCCACCGACAUCACCACUGAGGAAUACGCAUCCUUCUACAAGUCUCUUUCCAACGACUGGGAGGAUCACCUUGGUGUCAAGCACUUCUCAGUUGAGGGUCAGCUUGAGUUCCGCGCCAUCCUCUUCGUGCCCAAGCGCGCUCCUUUCGACCUGUUCGAGACCAAGAAGACCAAGAACAACAUCAAGCUCUACGUCCGCCGUGUCUUCAUCACUGAUGAUGCUACCGAUCUCAUUCCAGAGUGGCUUAGCUUCAUCAAAGGUGUCGUCGACUCCGAGGAUCUGCCUCUGAACCUUUCUCGCGAAACCCUCCAGCAGAACAAGAUCAUGAAGGUCAUCAAGAAGAACAUCGUCAAGAAGUGCCUCGAGCUCUUCACUGAGAUUGCUGAGGACCGCGAGCAGUUCGACAAGUUCUACUCUGCCUUCAGCAAGAACAUCAAGCUCGGCAUUCACGAGGACUCCCAGAACCGUCAAGCUCUGGCCAAGCUCCUCCGCUUCCAGUCUACUAAGUCCGGCGAGGAGUCCACCUCUCUCACUGACUAUGUAACCCGUAUGCAGGAGCACCAGAAGCAGAUGUACUACAUCACUGGCGAGUCCAUCAAGGCCGUUGAGAAGUCUCCCUUCCUCGAUACCCUCAAGCAGAAGGGCUUCGAGGUUCUCUUCCUCGUUGAUCCUAUCGAUGAGUACGCCAUGACUCAGCUCAAGGAGUUUGAUGGCAAGAAGCUCGUCGACAUCACCAAGGACUUCGAGCUCGAGGAGACUGAGGAUGAGAAGAAGGAGCGUGAGGCUGAGGAGAAGGAGUAUGAAGAGCUUGCCAAGUCGCUCAAGAACAUCCUUGGCGACAAGGUCGAGAAGGUCGUUGUCUCCCACAAGCUCAUCGGCUCUCCUUGCGCCAUCCGCACUGGUCAAUUCGGCUGGUCUGCUAACAUGGAGCGUAUCAUGAAGGCUCAGGCUCUUCGCGACACUUCCAUGUCCUCGUACAUGUCCUCCAAGAAGACUUUCGAGAUCUCGCCCAAGUCUCCAAUCAUCCGCGAGCUGAAGCGCAAGGUUGAGGCUGAUGGCGAGAACGACCGCACCGUCAAGUCAAUUACACAGCUGCUCUUCGAGACCUCGCUACUCGUCUCCGGCUUCACCAUUGACGAGCCUGCUGGCUUUGCUGAGCGCAUCCACAAGCUCGUAUCUCUUGGUCUCAACGUUGACGAGGAUGCCGAGACCGAGGAGGAGAAGGCCUCAGAGGAUGCUCCUGCCGCCGAAGCUGGUGAGAGCACCAUGGAGGAGGUCGACUAA